AUGCUACAAAUUACCGGUGUUUAUGGAGACGGUGACGGCAACGAUAAAACUAUCUGUGGGCCCCAGCACACAUCUGGUAAACGGAAUGAUGACGUCAGAAGUAAAGGUCAGCGGAAUUGUUUCGGAUUUUCUAAAGGUGAAGAGGAAACGUUGCCGGAGUUUGUGGCGGAGCCGACGACGGCGUUUUCUGUGACAACCAUAAAAAUUUCAUGUACACAUGAAUAUCUAGCGCCGGAGUUGAUCUCCGGUGACGGUCAUGGAAACGGUGUGGACCGGUGGGCGUUUGGAGUGUUGGUUUAUGAGUUGUUGUACGAAACAACGCCGUUUAGGGGAAGGAGUAAGGAGUGUACAUUGCGUAAUAUAGGAACAAAGACGGUUAGGUUUGAUGAGGUGGAUGUUAAGGGAAUGGCGCAGGCUAAGGAUUUGAUAGAGAAAUUGUUGGUGAAAGAUCCGCGGGAGAGGCUAGGAUGCGCCAGGGGUGAUGAAGAUGAAGAUAGAGAGAACGACUUCUUCCAGAUCUAG
This is a messenger RNA of Helianthus annuus (common sunflower), 522 nucleotides long. Its product is annotated as serine/threonine-protein kinase WAG1-like. The coding region runs from base 1 to 522 and encodes 173 amino acids. The transcript has 3 exons. Gene Ontology annotation, cellular component: nucleus; cytoplasm; plasma membrane. The record is from RefSeq and is a predicted model, not a curated record. Gene Ontology annotation, biological process: protein phosphorylation. Gene Ontology annotation, molecular function: protein serine/threonine kinase activity; ATP binding. NCBI's taxonomy places the organism in Eukaryota, Viridiplantae, Streptophyta, Magnoliopsida, Asterales, Asteraceae.